Molecule: messenger RNA, 662 nt
Organism: Camellia sinensis
Lineage: Eukaryota; Viridiplantae; Streptophyta; Magnoliopsida; Ericales; Theaceae
Source: RefSeq, a predicted model, not a curated record
CUCCAUAGUUGUUUUCCGGAACCGGACCAACCGCACUGCUUGAACUGUACACAGCAGUGUUCAGCUCAGCCCACUUCACUCCACUGUUCGUUCUGAUCAACAACACAAACCCUAGCUCUCACCCCCCAAAUCACCAAAGCUUGCUUCAGCGUUUCCAAGUGAGAGAUGGGAACCAGAGGAGUUAUCAGUGAUAAAUGGUCUAUGAGGGUUCUCUGGUUCUGUGCCCUUGGAAGUGCAAUUGGCCUAUACAUGGUUGCUGUAGAAAGACAAACACAGAACAGGGAACGAAUGCUUGCUGAAGCUUUGAAACAAUCAGGUGCUGACAGUGGGGAGGAUGUUUAAAUCCAGACUUGUCUACAUGUCAGAUACCUGUAAUUUCUUUUCUUUGCAGUUUGCUUUGUAUCCUACUUGCGUCUUCUGUUUGAUUCGCAAGUUAUCUGUUAGGUUUUACAAAUCCCAGUUAGCCAAUUUGACUUUCAUAGGAUUAGAGUGUUGAUGAUUCAACAAUGAAAUAGAAGACCAACAGUUGAUUUUGUGUUCCAUAAAGUAUGUGUUUUCAGGAUGAUGUAUGAAUCUUCCCAGAGAGAAAGGGGAUUUAAAUUUCAAUGGAGAAGUCGAAUAAAACUUUGUUUUGAAUGGUCAAUGCGGUGAUUAAAUUUUAA